Messenger RNA from Lagopus leucura (white-tailed ptarmigan), 2143 nucleotides. RefSeq names its product dual oxidase maturation factor 1-like. Gene Ontology annotation, cellular component: endoplasmic reticulum membrane. Gene Ontology annotation, biological process: protein transport. The record is from RefSeq and is a predicted model, not a curated record. NCBI's taxonomy places the organism in Eukaryota, Metazoa, Chordata, Aves, Galliformes, Phasianidae.
AUGGGGGCUUUGAAAGCCUUUGCUGCUUUCCCAAGGAGCUUGGCGGCCCUGGUGUCUUCUUGCCAACAAAAAAAAAAAAAAAAAAAAAGCUGGAUUUUUAAUGGGAAAAACGGAGGAAAAAAAGGCAAAGCCCCUCAGGACUGCUCACUUCUGCAGCUCCACAAAAUGCCACGCCAUCCCUUCGCUCCUUGCAUCCUGCCCGUCCUGGGGUUUGGCAGCAGUGUUGGAGGAGGCGGGACGCAGCAUACAAAUUCGGGAAGAAACAUGCCAGGCUGGCUUCUUGCCCACAGCCCCAGAGGCAGCGUGGGAAGGUGAAGGCAGCAGCUCAGAGCAGCCGCUGGCCCAGAGGAUCAGUGGGUGCUCCGGCAUUGGCCACAGCAGAGCAACAGGAUGACUCUAUGGGAUGGCUCCUUCCCCUUCUACCCUGGCACCAACGCUUUCUUCCCCUUCGACACCACCUGGGCCAUCAUUGCCUCCGUCUUCCUCUCCGCACUGGUCACUUCCAUCAUCAUCCUGCCAGGCAUCCGGGGCAAAGGGCGGCUCUUCUGGCUCCUGCGGGUGGUGACAAGCCUCUUCAUUGGAGCAGUGGUCCUCACCAUACAGUUCACCAGGGACUGGGAGAGCGGCUGGGUGACAGUCAACACCUCCUACAAAUCCUUCAGCUGUGCCGUGGUGAAUGCGGAUAUUGGGCUGCACAUCGGCCUGGCAGGAGUGAACAUCACACUGGUGGGAAACCCAGUGAAUCAGGUCAACGAGACCAUCAACUACAACGAGCACUUUGCCUGGAGCUUCGAUGCAGACUACGACCACAGCUACAGCGAAGGCCUGGAGAAGGGGCUGCCCAGCCCCAUCCUCUACGUGGCGGAGAAGUUCACCACACACAGCCCCUGCAACGUGCACAGGCAGUACCACAUCUCCAGCCGCUACGCAUCCAUUACGCUGUGGAUGGCCUUAUGCACCUGGCUCAUUUCUACCCUGCUCUUCUCCAUGACCGUCCUCCUUUAUGGCAGCUACAUGCUCCUGCUCACUGCCGUGCUGAUGCUUUUCUCACUGCUCUUCUUCGUCACGGUGAGGAACAUCCCAAAGUGUCCCAUCCAGUUUGGGCCAGCCUCCCUGAAAACAGAUUACGGCAGAUCUUUUUGGCUGACAUUAACAACAGGGCUGUUCUGCCUGCUGCUGGGGCUGGGUGUGAUUGUUCUCAACUCUGUGCGCCCGCAGAAACUGAAGCUUGUUUUCAACCUGGACGAGGGAAAGAGAGAAGUAGAUGGGUGGGACAAGUCCCACCUGCCAGCCGAGUCCAGCUCCUCUGAGCAGGACAUACUGAUGGUGUCCUUGGGUGAGCUCUGUGAGGUGACAGCCACCAACCUGUGAGGCAAAAGCAACAUGGUCUUGGAGAUCUCCUUGAUGUGGAAGCUAAACCAAAAGAAACUGGAGAGAAAUCAAAUAUAUAUAAUAAACACAUAAGUAUGAACCAAAGGAGAAGCAACCCCUACACCCUCAGUAGCACACUUACCCCAAAAGGUCUGCCAGAAGCCCACUCUGCCCAACAAUGCUCUUCCCAACAACAGGUAGAGAAAAAAGCAGAGCUGUGGGCACUAAAGUAUCCUGUAUUCAGCACCUGCUCUUGGUCUGGAGUGAAGGAUGGAUUGGCAAGGAAUCCCACGUAUUAGCGGGAUGUUGGUUGUACCAAACCUUGGAGAUCUCUUCAAUGUUGGAAGUACCAAACCUUGGAGGCACCAAGUCUUGCAGAAUUCUUGCAUGUCAGAGAUACCAAACCCUAGAGACCUCCCAGAUAUCAGAGAUACUAAACCUUGGAGGCUCCCGGGAUGUCAAGGAUACAUACCAGAUGUCAAAGGCAAAAACAUCAGUUGAAGAUCACAAAAUGUGACUUACCAAGACUCUUGUGGCCUUCUGAAAGGAAGAUAAAAUGUUUUGGUGGGUGGGAAGGAGAGGAGGAAGAGGGGAUGGAAGUGCAUGCCCCGGUUCCCCCAUCACUGUCUGUAAACAGUUUGCAGGAGGACAGUACCUAGAAGUACCUGGUUUCAUGCUGCUUAGCUGCCCACUUGUUACGGAGCAUGCAAAUAUGUAAUCCUACAGACCCACAGUGGAUGCAGCCAACUCCUCCUGGCUGCUGGUGGCUAGC